AUGGGCGUCAAGAGAGCCAGCCUGGCCAGCUCCAUCGAUGAUCUUGUCGCAUCGGCAGAGGCAAAAACAAUCCUGGCCCGAUGUCAGGACAAUGCUGCUCUGGCAAUGAAGGUCCUCAAGUACUUGGAGCAGGGGCUUUUCGAUGGCCCGACGGAAGCAACUUGCCCUGACUUCACCAGGUGCGUUUCUCUUCCUGCUUGCUCUGCUUCUUUCCCAAAUCAGGACUGCCUGGCGGCAUAUGACGACAAGCUGGUGACGACGGCCCGAGUGGACAGGGCUCCAGACCAAUUCGUGAAAUAUUGUCUGUCGAAGCUGCGGGCCGAUUUCAACAUAAGCGACUCCACGUCGUUCCCUCGGUCCACAGGGGACCGCAGGCUCGUCUGGAUGUUCGCACUGGACCUCAGUGCAUCCAGCAUUCUUCCUGCUGCUGAGCAGCCGGGCCCGAAUGCUGGCCCGAAGAAGAGAGCCCGAACAGACCGAAAGGGCGGAAAGGCUGUCAGACAGUACUCUGCCUUGGCUGCUUGGGCAGUGGAACGGCAUACUUCCUUGGGGUCGGUGCUGCAGCACAUCGACACCAAGAACUGGUCCGAGCAUGUCGACGAAUGCAGACAGUAUGAUCUCGACCUUGACAAGAAGCAGGUCCGACACAUCCGUUCUGGAGAAGUUGCUGCCAUUGAAGGUCUGGGCGAUGCCAGAUGGACCUUGAUCAACAACUACUCGACCCAGGACCAACAAGCUUGCUUGUCACCUUGCCAGGACAUGUUUUGA
Messenger RNA from Symbiodinium sp. CCMP2592, 768 nucleotides. NCBI's taxonomy places the organism in Eukaryota, Dinophyceae, Suessiales, Symbiodiniaceae. The record is from the annotation of a GenBank genome assembly.